Ectocarpus siliculosus is the source of this 3636-nucleotide messenger RNA. Lineage: Eukaryota; Phaeophyceae; Ectocarpales; Ectocarpaceae. The record is from the annotation of a GenBank genome assembly.
AUGGGCCCCGCCUCCUCCGACGGAGCUCCUACCGACGGCGGAGGCGGCGACAGCCGCAAGACGGGGGUGGCGGCCGUCCGCGUCAUUGACCCCCCCGACGGCGGCGGCGGCGGCGGCGGGGACGCCCCGCCCGUCCCUGCCGGCCCUGGGCCCGCCGCCGCAGCAGAUGCUGCUGUGCGGUGUGCUAGCCCCGGCGAUAGCGGCGGCGGUGGUGGCGGCGGAGGAGGCGCCCCCCCCCCUGGUGGUGGACUUGACGGUGAGGCCGAGCCCGAGGCUGCACGGGGUGCUGUCGACGGUGGGGACGCCGGCCGGAGCGGGGAGGGCGGAGCUGCGGCGGCGGCUGUUGCUGAAGCAAGCGGAGCAGGUGUUGGAGAUGGAGUCGUGGAAGCGGUCGCGAGCGGUGGUCAUGUCCCAGACGCAGGAGUCGGAGUGGGCGCAUCGACACAAGCAGGCCACGCUGAUGCCGCAGCUCUUAUCCCUGAACAUGGUCCUGGAGGGGGACAAGGCGUUUCGCCACCGGAGGCUGAAGGCGAGGUCGGGGCCACCCCACCGGCGGAGCCCGUCGCCCGACCCAUGCCCGCCGCCGCAGACGGCGCCGCCGCCGGCGUCGACGACGGUAGCGGGGGGUCCCGCGGCGGGAGCGACUCCAAGGGUGGGGCUGAGAAGAGGGUGGGGUUGGAGGAGGAGGAGGAGGAGAGGGGCAACUCCCGGCAGGCUCGGGGGCAGGACAGCCCGGGGCGGCCGCCGGAGGCGGCGGCCGUGGCGGCAGCGGCUGAUGACGCGGCCGCGCAGGGAGAGGAGGACCCGGCGGGACCGCCGCCGGAGGAGGGUAACGGCUCGGGACAGCAGAGCGACGGCACCGACGGAGUAGGGCCGGAGGAGGGGGCACGCACACUGGAUCAAGGAGAGAGGGAGGAAGACGAGGCCGGCGGCGGCGCCAGCAGCAGCACCGGCGACGAGUCUGCCGCCGUAGUCGGAGAGAGCGGGGGUUCCGCCGAAUCAUCUGUCCCCGUCGUGGAGGAGGGUGGCGGCGGCGGCGGCGGCGGCACCGAGCAGGAAGACGGCAGCAGCAGCAGCCCGGCGGAAGGGCCGGCCGGUAGCGCGGAGGGCGUCCCGCCCGACUCGAGCGAUCUCGAGGUCGAGGCGGCGGCAGUGGUGGUUGCGACAGGGGACGGCGAGGAGGAGGAGAAGGAGGAGGGAGAGGCGGCUGCGGACGCAGGCGAGGAAGGGCUUUCUGAGACCGGCGGGGGUUCCGCGGAUGAUGUUGUGGCGACGACCCCCCCAUCCGGGGAGGAAAACACGGCUGCUGCUGAUGCCGCCGCUUUGGAUGGCGAGAGCGGUGAACUUCAAGCCGAAGAGCCUAUCGAGGGAGAGCCAUCGUCACCGUCCACGGUUCCUACUUCGGUGGUAGGUGGAGAAGACCCGACCGCUGCUGCCGCUGCAACGGCAACGACCGGCAAGCCGACGGAGGGAGAAGAAGAGUAUCCCGAGCCUGAGGCGGGCGCAGACGCCACAGGAGCAGAAGCGGCCGCCCCAUCCGAUGACGAUACCGCGGUAGAAGCAGCAGCAGCGGUCGACAUCGAACACCCUGGUUCCUGCCCCGUGGCUCCUUUGGACAAGAAGACGACCGUCGCUGCCGCCGGCGCCGCCGGCGCCGGCACCGAUGCCCAAGAAGAGCCACCUGCCGGAUGCGGCGGUGGCGCCGUGGUGUCCUCAGUGCCGCCGACCCUACAAGCUUCGGCGGAAGAGUUCGUGGAGGAGGAGGAGGAGGAGGAGGAGGAGGAGGAGGAGGAGGUGUACGACGCCGCCGUCGGAAAAGCCAAGCAGGAGAAGGAGGAGGACGAAACCAUUGUAGCAGCAAACGAGAAGGAGGAGGAGGAGGAGGAGGAGGAGGAGGAAGAGGAGGUGGUGGUAGUGGCGAACGACGCCGUCGGUAGAGCACAGCAGGAAGUUGAGAAGGAGGCGGAGGCGGACGACACGAUCAUGGCAGCAAAGGAGAAGGAAGAGGACGACGCCGACGCCGCCGUGGUCGGAGAGGCAAACCAGCAGGAGGAGAAAGAGGGUGACGACACCAUCGUAGCUGCAGAGGAGAAGGAAGAGGAAGCGGCCGCCGCCGCCGCCGCCGCCGCCGUCGGAGAAGAAGAAGCAGCCGCGGCGGCGGCCCAGGCGUCCGCGGCCGUUGCCGGCGAGGCCCUCGGCAUCGCCGCGCGCUCAGGCUUCCUGCCCCCCGACGGCGACGACGACACUCAACUCCCCGCCGCCGCCGUUGCCGCGGUGUCGCAGGAGGCGUGCCGGGCCUUCCGCCGCGGGCGCACCUUCCACGUCAAGGUCACCGCCGGUACGCCGCAGCACGUGUGGUCGCCCCCGUCCCCACCCCCUCCCCGCGUCGGCGGAAGGGACCGCGCCUGGGGGGCGGCGGAGGCGAGCGGUGACGGUGGCCGGAUGGGUCCCGCUACCGCCACGAGCAAUGCUCUCGCCGAGAGCCGGGUGUCGCCCUUGCGCGUCUCCCACAUCACCUGGGACAGGAACGACGAGGACCUCGGAGACGACUUCGCGCUCGACCUCCCGCUGGACCUGGAGACCCUUACCUUCGCCUUCGCCUUCAACCGCCUUCCCGCCGACGGCGUCGAAAUCGACUGGCCCCCCGACCUCAAGGCCGUGCACUUCGGGAUGGCCUUCAACCCCCGCCCCGCCGCCGCCGCCAUUGCCGCCGCCGGACGCCCUUCUUCUCCCCGUCCUUCUAGCGGCGGCGAUAAGGCGGCGAUGGUCGUGCCCGCUAAGAGGUCGGGGCCGCCGCCGCCUGGAGCGGGGGCGGCGGAGUGGGCCGUUUUCUUGCCGCCGUCACUGGAAGAGGUGGUGUUCGGUGGGCAUUUCAAUCAGCCUGUGGAAGGCGUUGCGUGGCCUCCAGGGCUCAGACGCCUCGUCUUCGGAGCGAACUUCAAGCAGAAGGUCGAGGAAGCCGACUGGCCGGACAGCUUGGAGGAGAUGACCUUUGGAUCCUACUUCAACAACCCGAUCGAGCGCGUGAAGUGGCCAAAAUCUCUAAGAAAACUCGUGUUCGGGACGGGUUUCAACCAGCCGGUCGAGAAUUGCAGUUUCUCCGGCUCUCUCGAGGAGAUCGUUUUCGGUACCCACUUCAACCAGCCGGUAGCUGGUCUGAGGUGGCCCUCCUCGCUGCAGCGCGCGACGUUCGGGGACCGCUUCAACAAGCCGAUCGUGUCCUCGCCGUGGCCGACUCCCUCCCUCACGCACCUCACCUUCGGCAAAGGCUUCGAUCAGCCCUUGCCGCAAGCGGCGGACGGCGGGUGGCCCCCCGCCGGGCUAAAGUCUGUCGUCGUCGGGUCCAAGUUCUCCGGAGAUGCGGCGGAAUCAUCAUCAGCAGCAGCAACAUCCGAGGGGACCGGGGACGAGGGAGGAGGAGAAGGGUUUUCCAUCACGAGGAGGCUUUCGCCUCGGCGGGCGCGGCGUAGAGGAAGCAAGAUCGACACCGGUAGUACAGCUGCUGCUGAAGCUGCUGCUGCCGCCGCCGGUGGUGGUAUCUCCUCCGUCUCCGCCACCCCGCCCCCGCGAGUGAUGUCUGCAUCGGCGGCAAAGAAGCAACGGGAAACGCAGGUUAACCAGGCACCCCCCGGCUGA